Messenger RNA from Macrosteles quadrilineatus (aster leafhopper), 3168 nucleotides. Its product is annotated as bifunctional purine biosynthesis protein ATIC. The record is from RefSeq and is a predicted model, not a curated record. Gene Ontology annotation, biological process: 'de novo' IMP biosynthetic process. The transcript is spliced from 13 exons. Gene Ontology annotation, cellular component: cytosol. Bases 135 to 1916 code for a protein of 593 amino acids. NCBI's taxonomy places the organism in Eukaryota, Metazoa, Arthropoda, Insecta, Hemiptera, Cicadellidae. Gene Ontology annotation, molecular function: IMP cyclohydrolase activity; phosphoribosylaminoimidazolecarboxamide formyltransferase activity.
UUCUAGCAGCAUCUUCUAGGAAGCACGAAGUAAUUUUUAGUAGUAGGAUAAUUUAAUUGUAGAUUGUAUUUUAAUACUAAUUUUGAUUAUACAUAGUCAAAUUCAUAUUUUGGUUAUCGCAAAAUACAUUGGAAAUGUCGUCUAAAGGAACAUUAGCGGUUCUGAGUGUGUCUGAUAAGACAGGAUUGCUUCCUCUGGCUACCAAACUGUCCCAACUAGGCUUGACUCUCGUUGCUUCUGGAGGGACAGCCAAGAAUCUCCGCAACGCUGGACUCCAAGUCAAGGAUGUAUCAGAGAUUACUAAUGCGCCGGAAAUGCUAGGAGGAAGAGUCAAAACUCUCCAUCCUGCUGUCCACGCAGGUAUCUUAUCAAGGCUGAAUGAGAGUGAUGUGGCCGAUAUGAAGCAACGUCAGUAUGAGAUGGUACGUGUAGUUGUGUGCAACCUCUACCCCUUCUCUGAGACUGUCGCAAGCCCAACGGUCACUAUGGAAGAUGCGGUAGAGAACAUAGAUAUUGGUGGGGUGACUUUGCUCCGAGCAGCAGCCAAGAACCAUGAGAGGGUGACAGUUGUGUGUGAUCCGUCAGACUAUGCCAAGGUUGUCCAGGAGAUGGAGUCAUCUGCAGACAAAGACACUUCUCUUCAAACAAGACAGCAGUUGGCUCUCAAGGCCUUUACACACACGUCUGAGUAUGAUCUAGCCAUAUCCGACUACUUAAGGAAGCAGUACAGCCCUGGUGUAUCACAGAUGACCCUUCGCUAUGGGAUGAACCCUCACCAAAAACCUGCUCAGCUAUUCACAACUCUGCCCAAACUGCCUCUAACAGUGGUGAACGGGUCUCCGGGCUUCAUCAACCUGUGUGAUGCCCUCAAUGGAUGGCAGCUAGUCAAGGAGCUGAGGAAGGCGCUAGGACAGCCGGCCGCCACCAGCUUCAAACAUGUCAGCCCGGCUGGUGCUGCCAUUGCUACUCCUCUCUCUCCUGAACAGGCUAUGGUGUGCAUGGUGGCUGAUCUACGGGAUCAGUUGACGCCCCUGGCCACAGCCUAUGCGAGGGCUCGGGGAGCCGACAGGAUGUCUUCUUUCGGUGACUUUGUUGCCCUCUCAGACCCUUGUGAUGCCAUCACUGCUCGAAUCAUUUCCAGAGAGGUUUCAGAUGGAAUCAUAGCCCCUGGAUAUUCUGAAGAAGCUCUAGCGCUGCUGAAGAAGAAGAAGAAUGGAGCUUACUGUGUUUUGCAGAUUGACCCUGAAUAUGAGCCAGAUCUGAUGGAGCGCAAAGUUUUGUUCGGACUCACACUAGAGCAGCGUAGAAACGAUGCUGUCAUAGAUAACAAGCUGUUUUCCAACAUUGUCACAAACAAGAAAGAUGUUCCUGAGGCUGCUUUAAGAGACCUGAUUGUCGCUACUAUUGCUCUCAAAUACACUCAGAGCAAUUCAGUGUGCUACGCUCGUGAUGGCCAAGUGAUCGGCAUCGGAGCAGGUCAGCAGUCUCGCAUUCACUGCACAAGACUUGCGGGUGACAAAGCAGACAACUGGUGGAUGAGACAGCACCCUCAAGUUUUAAAGAUGGAAUUCAAGAAAGGAAUUAAGAGGGCAGAAAUGUCCAAUGCAGUCGACAAUUAUGUGCUUGAUACAGUUGGUAAGGACAUGGAUGAAGCUACUUGGAAAGGGAUGUUUGAGAAAGUUCCUCCUCCUCUUACUAAGGAGCAAAGACAACAGUGGAUGAAAGAGUUGGACAACGUCGCUGUUGCUUCUGAUGCCUUCUUCCCCUUUAGAGACAAUGUUGAUCGUGCAAGGCUGAGUGGAGCUCGCUACAUCGCCGCACCCAGUGGCUCCAAUAACGACCCUGAUGUUAUCAAGGCCUGUGACCAAUACGGAAUAGUGCUUGCCCACACCAAUUUGCGGCUCUUCCAUCACUAGUCCAUAGAUUCCUCCAUACAUGACUCAAAAGAGGUACAUUCCAUGACAUAUUAAAAGUGUGUAAUAUCAGAAGCACAAAUAAAAAGCAUUCUUCUGGUAAAAUACCUGUGUAAAAUAAUUGUUUGUUAGUGUUUGAAAAAGAGACCAACACAAUCCCCUAAUAGAAAAUAAUUAAAUAAUGUUAUUUAAUCGCUCAUUUAUACUCUGCUAAACUAGUGAUUAUAUUGAAGAGUCUUUGGACCCAAAAUAUAUUUGAACCUUUGACAAUAGAGCUGGGCCCAAUUCCUGUAAAAUUAAGUCUAAAAACCUUUGAUACCGUACUGGGGGCAUCAAAAGACUUGUCAACUCUCUGUACUUCAUGAUUUAAAAGUCGAAGCUGAUUCCAGAAUCAUCCAUAACCUCGGUGACAUCAGGGUUGUCUUCCUCAAUUGUGGCGGCAUUGUGAAUUUUGGGUCAUGUUAAUGUCACAAGAUUCCCGUCUCAGAAAAUUCUAAAACCAUCAAUCAGAAAAGGAGAAUAAGAAUUCACAUACACUUCCGGGUCUUUAAUAUCCCUAGUUCCCCCUGGUAUUCCUAGGCCUAGUAGGUAUUGGUAGGUCGUGGGGGCCUAGUAUCCCUAGUUUGUUUGUUUUAAAGAAUUGGUAAUCAAGUAUUUACAAAUAAAUAAAGUUGUAUUUCAAUUGUAUAUAAUUGUUCAAAAAGUUGUCCAGUUGUGUAGGAGCGCACUGAGGAAGGGUCUUGGAAAAUGGCCACAUUAAAUUCUAUGUUUUUGAGUAGGCUACACAGUGCACAGGGCUUAGAAAACCUAGACUGCUAGGCAUGAAGCUGCUCAGAAACAGAAGCAUCAGUGGUCUCUUUUUACACUAAUUACAAUAAUUUAAGCAGGUAUUGACAUUUUAAGAAUACUUUUUAAUUUGCCUACAUUAAAUGAACGAUUGAAUGAAAUGCACUGCCCCCGUGGUUGGCUGGAACCAAGUACCAUAUAAUAUCCUUGGAAUACCUUGUUCCCUGGACAUCAUACAGCAGUAGAAUAUUUUCAGAUUUUGUACAAAGGUCUCAAUGCUCAAUGUUCUUGUUAAGAAUCUUAUAUUGUUAUCUUAUUGUUUUUAUAUGAAGAUUCUGUUUUGAGUAUGUUUCAUAAUUUACUAGUUAAACAUAUAUACUUUAUGUAAUAGUUUUCAUUUAUUUUCUCAAGUGUUCUAUGUUGAGAUUAUACUUUGUGUUAUCAAUAUAUAAAUUGUUGGUAAACUGUG